GUGAGUUCUUAGCAAAUAGGGAGUCGCUGAUGGCACUCCUGGCCUCCGAACUGUAGGCGGCGCUGUGGUCUGUGUAGCCUCUUGGGAGCUGGUGGUUCACCGCGCAAGCGCCCUUAGGACUUCUUCUCUGUGUCCACGUGUGAACUGUCUGGGCAGCAGUUUCGAGAAAAAUGCCCAAAUUCAAGGCGGUCCGCGGGGUUGGAGUUCAGGAAAAACACGCGCCCCUUGCCGAGCAGAUUCUCGCUGGGGACGCGGUGCGGGCAGGGGCCCGUGAGAAGCGGCGGGGUCGCGGAACCGAAGAAGAGGAAGAGUAUGUAGGGCCCCGGUUGACCCGACGGAUUUUGCGGCAAGCACGGCAGCAGCAGGAGGAGCUCGAGGCCGAACAUGGGACUGGGGGCAAACCCGCGGCGCCCCGGGAGCGCAUCACGCGCCUGGGUCCAGGAAUGCCGAAAGAUGGAUCAGAUGACGAGGAUGAAGAGUGGCCCACCCUGGAGAAGGCUGCCACAAUGACAGGGGUGGGCCACCACGCAGAGGUUGUUGUGGACCCUGAGGAUGAGCGUGCCAUUGAGAUGUUCAUGAAUAAAAACCCUCCUGCCAGGCGCACCCUGGCUGACAUCAUCAUGGAGAAGCUGACUGAGAAGCAGACGGAAGUUGAGACCGUGCUGUCCGAAGUGACAGGCUUCCCUACGCCCCAGCUGGACCCCCGGGUCCUGGAGGUCUACAGAGGAGUCCGGGAAGUGUUAUCCAAGUACCGCAGUGGGAAGCUGCCCAAGGCGUUUAAGAUCAUCCCUGCGCUCUCUAACUGGGAACAGAUCCUCUACGUCACAGAGCCCGAGGCCUGGACUGCUGCUGCCAUGUACCAAGCCACAAGGAUUUUCGCCUCUAACCUGAAGGAACGCAUGGCCCAGCGCUUCUUCAACCUUGUCCUGCUCCCCCGGGUACGGGAUGACAUUGCUGAAUACAAACGACUGAAUUUCCACCUCUACAUGGCACUCAAGAAGGCCCUGUUCAAGCCUGGAGCCUGGUUUAAAGGGAUCCUGAUCCCACUGUGUGAGUCGGGCACCUGUACCCUCCGGGAAGCCAUCAUCGUGGGUAGCAUCAUCACCAAAUGCUCCAUCCCCGUGCUGCAUUCCAGCGCGGCGAUGCUGAAAAUUGCUGAGAUGGAAUACAGUGGUGCCAACAGCAUCUUCUUGCGACUGCUGCUAGAUAAGAAGUAUGCACUGCCCUACCGCGUGCUGGAUGCGCUGGUCUUCCACUUCCUGAGGUUCCGGACAGAGAAGCGUGAACUACCUGUGCUCUGGCACCAGUGCCUCCUGACUUUGGCCCAGCGCUAUAAGGCAGACCUGGCCACAGAGCAGAAGGAGGCCCUCCUGGAGCUGCUCCGGCUGCAGCCCCAUCCACAGCUGUCCCCUGAGAUCAGGCGUGAGCUUCAGAGUGCAGUACCCCGGGAUGUGGAAGAUGUUCCCAUCACCAUGGACUGAGGAAACACUCAUCCUGGUCUGAGGGGCACGGGAGGACACCAGGAUCCCCGUCUGGUGACUAACAGUGACAUUGAGCCUUUGUAGCUAAAGACCCAGUUUUGGGCAGUGACGGCUCAUGGGCAUCUGGGACUCCCCAGAACCUGACGGGGGAGACUGAGCGUCUGGCUGCUCCUUUUUCCAUCCUAGCCCAUCGCUCCUGCCCAUUUCUGGAACCUCUUUGAGAUUCCACACCCAGCAUUCCCACUGCCCUGCUUGGGCUUGGAGUGCUUUUCUCUAUCAGGCUGUUGUGUCACAUCACUGGGUUGUGGAUAAAAAGGCAGGUAUUUAUUGA
Messenger RNA from Artibeus jamaicensis (Jamaican fruit-eating bat), 1812 nucleotides. RefSeq names its product bystin like (gene BYSL). Gene Ontology annotation, biological process: rRNA processing. The transcript has 7 exons. The record is from RefSeq and is a predicted model, not a curated record. Lineage: Eukaryota; Metazoa; Chordata; Mammalia; Chiroptera; Phyllostomidae. Bases 171 to 1481 code for a protein of 436 amino acids. Gene Ontology annotation, cellular component: preribosome, small subunit precursor; cytoplasm; nucleolus. Gene Ontology annotation, molecular function: snoRNA binding.